AUGGCUUUUAAGAUUGGAGUAUCAUACAUAGAGAUUUUUGGUGACUCAAAAUUGAUAAUCAAUCAGUACGGUAUCCCUCAUCGAAUUGUGAUAAAUAAUGAGAGGCAGUUCUCCAAUGGCUUGAUGGACCAGUUGUGCGAGAAAUUCAAGUUUAAGCAGUACAAGUCAUCUAUGUACAACGGUGCUGCAAAUGGGUUGGCAGAGGCAUUCAACAACACGUUGUGUAACCUGCUGAAGAAAAUUGACUCUAAGUCAAGGAGGGAUUGGCAAGAAAAGAUUGAUGAGGCAUUGUGGGCUUAUCGAACCACUCAUCGUACUCCUACAGGAGUUACAUUAUACUCUCUUAUUUAA
Benincasa hispida (wax gourd) is the source of this 351-nucleotide messenger RNA. RefSeq lists its product as uncharacterized. Gene Ontology annotation, biological process: DNA integration. NCBI's taxonomy places the organism in Eukaryota, Viridiplantae, Streptophyta, Magnoliopsida, Cucurbitales, Cucurbitaceae. The record is from RefSeq and is a predicted model, not a curated record. Gene Ontology annotation, molecular function: nucleic acid binding.